AUGACAGCAACGGUAGGAGCAGGACCGAGUGGUGAACAGGCCAUGGAGAGAGCGUCCGCGGGGGCCGGUACCGGUGGUGAACAGGCCAUGGAGAGAGCGUCCGCGGGGGGCGGUACCGGUGGUGAACAGGCCAUGGAGAGAGCGUCCGCGGGGGGCGGUACCGGUGGUGAACAGGCCAUGGAGAGAGCGUCCGCGGGGGGCGGUACCGGUGGUGAACAGGCCAUGGAGAGAGCGUCCGCGGGGGCCGGUACCGGUGGAGACCAGGCCAAGGAGAGAGCGUCCGCGGGGGCCGGUACCGGUGGAGACCAGGCCAAGGAGAGAGCGUCCGCGGGGGCCGGUACCGGUGGAGACCAGGCCAUGGAGAGAGCGUCCGCGGGGGCCGGUACCGGUGGAGACCAGGCCAAGGAGAGAGCAUCCGCGGGGGCCGGUACCGGUGGAGACCAGGCCAUGGAGAGAGCGUCCGCGGGGGCCGGUACCGGUGGAGACCAGGCCAUGGAGAGAGCGUCCGCGGGGGCCGGUACCGGUGGAGACCAGGCCAUGGAGAGAGCGUCCGCGGGGGCCGGUACCGGUGGAGACCAGGCCAUGGAGAGAGCGUCCGCGGGGGCCGGUACCGGUGGAGACCAGGCCAUGGAGAGAGCGUCCGCGGGGGCCGGUACCGGUGGAGACCAGGCCAUGGAGAGAGCGGCUGCGGGGGCUGUUGGACACACUUGCUCCCUGGCUCUGGGUCACUCAGUCCCCAGCCUCUCCAUCACUCCAGGGCUUGCAGCUGCCCUGACCCCCGGCGGCAGGCCACAGCGGCCCCGAAAGGCCACACAGACUGAGGCCGCCCACGGCGAAACCACAGGGGCCAUCGGACGCGCAUGGGCCAUGUGCGGAGGCCGCCCACGGGGACACCACAGGGGCCAUCGGACGCGCAUGGGCCAUGUGCGGAGGCCGCGCACGGGGACACCACAGGGGCCAUCGGACGCGCAUGGGCCAUGUGCGGAGGCCGCGCACGGGGACACCACAGGGACCAGACGCGCAUGGGCCAUGUGCGGAGGCCGCCCACGGGGACACCACAGGGACCAGACGCGCAUGGGCCAUGUGCGGAGGCCGCCCACGGGGACACCACAGGGGCCAUCGGACGCGCAUGGGCCAUGUGCGGAGGCCGCGCACGGGGACACCACAGGGACCAGACGCGCAUGGGCCAUGCGCGGAGGCCGCCCACGGGGACACCACAGGGACCAGACGCGCAUGGGCCAUGUGCGGAGGCCGCCCACGGGGACACCACAGGGACCAGACGCGCAUGGGCCAUGUGCGGAGGCCGCCCACGGGGACACCACAGGGACCAGACGCGCAUGGGCCAUGUGCGGAGGAGCCCACGGGGACACCACAAGGGCCAUCGGACGCGCAUGGGCCAUGUGCGGAGGCCGCCCACGGGGACACCACAGGGACCAGACGCGCAUGGGCCAUGUGCGGAGGCCGCCCACGGGGACACCACAGGGACCAUCGGACGCGCAUGGGCCAUGUGCGGAGGCCGCCCACGGUGACACCACAGGGACCAGACGCGCAUGGGCCAUGUGCGGAGGCCGCCCACGGGGACACCACAGGGACCAUCGGACGCGCAUGGGCCAUGUGCGGAGGCCGCCCACGGUGACACCACAGGGACCAGACGCGCAUGGGCCAUGUGCGGAGGCCGCCCACGGUGACACCACAGGGACCAGACGCGCAUGGGCCAUGUGCGGAGGCCGCCCACGGGGACACCACAGGGACCAGACGCGCAUGGGCCAUGUGCGGAGGCCGCCCACGGGGACACCACAGGGACCAGACGCGCAUGGGCCAUGUGCGGAGGCCGCCCACGGGGACACCACAGGGACCAUCAGACGCGCAUGGGCCAUGUACGGAGGCCGCCCACAGUGA
Molecule: messenger RNA, 1899 nt
Organism: Brienomyrus brachyistius
Lineage: Eukaryota; Metazoa; Chordata; Actinopteri; Osteoglossiformes; Mormyridae
Product: pro-resilin-like
Exons: 3
Coding region: 1-1899 (632 amino acids)
Source: RefSeq, a predicted model, not a curated record